Molecule: messenger RNA, 1665 nt
Organism: Psilocybe cubensis
Lineage: Eukaryota; Fungi; Basidiomycota; Agaricomycetes; Agaricales; Agrocybaceae
Exons: 6
Coding region: 1-1665 (554 amino acids)
Source: RefSeq, a predicted model, not a curated record
AUGCCUUCGAGUCCGACGAAAGCAGCUAACUCAAGUCAAGCAACGCAGAACGCCUACACCACAUCGGAGGGAGCGCUCUCGCCGUUCAAGACAGCGCGCGAGCGGUCUGUAUCCAGGCCAUCUUCACGCUCCUCUUUGCGCACACACAGCCCGUCGUUUUCUCUCGACGACCCAGUCUCGGUGCGGAACCACAUGUCAACACUCAAACACAACAUCCGGCAACAACAAGCACAACUCAACAACCUCGAAAACAUUGUGCGCAGCGGUCCGCGCCCGUACGGUCCAGAGCUUCUCGACGAUCUUGUCUCUACCUCUAACGUCAACGCAAUGGCAUCAUCUUCUUCAUCUACAUCUAUAUCUCCUGGCUCAGGACCAUCCUCGUACACCCCAGCAUCACCAACCCCUCCAGGCACGACGACGCGCAUUCAGCGCCGGUCAAGCCACGACGUACUCCUAAGUCUCGCAGGACCCGAGUCCAACCUGCCUCUACCACGACGCAGCGAUCCCUCUGACGAUGCCGGCCCCUCAAGUUUAGUGCAGAGCGGAAUUCGCGAAGGUAUCCCCUCGCCCACAGCCUACACUACCAAACGCCCAGCGAGUCCCACGCGGACGCUAUCUCGGAUCCCUGUGUCAGCUGUAGGAAAUGCGCGUGCGCUCGCAGAGGAAGGAAACAUCUCCAUAUCCUCGUCACGGCACACACCCUCCUCAUUGCAGCCAGACACGUCUUCAGCAUCCCUCACCCCAGGUCUACACCCGCCACCCACACCUUCCUCCCCCAACAAACGGCUCUCGCUGACACCCGGGGCAGGGGGUACCACCAAAGUUCUCGCGGACCUGCAAACGGGCGUCGUGAACGCGCGCAACGCUCUCGAGAACACGAAAGCUCAGUUACGGCUCGCGCAGCGGAGUGUGGCGCAGCUGACAAGGCAGACGGAGGACUUGAAGGAAGGCAGGGAGAGGUUGAGAUUGGAGAAUGAGGGAUUGAACAAUGUUGUGGCAAGGAAGGAGCGAUUGUUGCAGGAGGUCCUCGAACGCGCACGUAAAGCCGAAGCCGAAGCCGCCACCCUCAAAUCCCAACUCAAAUCCGAAACAUCCACCUCCAAAAAGACCAUCCGCGAACUCGAAUCGUCCCUCGCAGAGUGCACUGCGCGCACAGCAAAAGCAGAGCGUGAGUACACAGUCCUACGGGAAAGUGUGAAGGGGAUGGGGGAUACGUGGCGUGCGGAUGUUGAGGGGCUGAGGGUGGAGAUGGGCAGGAGAGAGGAGAGAGUCGGUGAAGAGGCCAAGAGGGUGGGGGCCAUGGCGAGGAAGCUUGAGGAGGAGGUUAGGAGGAAGGGUAAGGGACAAAGCCAGGAAGAGGAGGAGGUCAGGCGUUUGAGGGAGGAGGACGCAAGGUCGGCGAAGGAGGUGGAAAAGUAUUGGAUGGAGAGGGUCAAGGAGAUGAAGGAGGAGGUGGAUAAGGAAUCCAGUGCGUGUGAGGAGGCUAGGAAGGUUGCAAAACAUUUAUCAGAAGAGCUGGCACGGUUGAAGAGGCUCAUGCGGUCUGCCGGACGAGGGGAGCCGGAGUCUGGGCAGAGCAAAAGCAACGUCGGCGAUGGCGGUGGUGGAAAUGGAAGCCCGCAAGAUUCUGGGACGCCGACGACGCGUCCUCCACCUCCAUCAUGA